AUGAAGUUCACAGCUUUACUCGCCGUCAUCGCCCCAGCCACCGCCCUCACCGGCAACAAUAGGAUAAAGACGCCCCGAGACGAAAAGGUCAGCUACGAAGGCUACCAGGUCUACCGCGUAUCGACAUCCAACGCACCACCAAACCAACUCGCCCACCUGCGCUCGUUCCCGUCCAUUGACCUCAAGGGCUCCGUCGAAGUCGCGAUCCCGCCCAGCGAGGUUGAAUCACUCAAGGCUCUGGGACUGCUAGACAACACGCAGCUUCUAGACGAUGACCUCGGACGGGCGAUCAGGGCCGAGUCCGAGGCCGAAAAGAAGCCCGGCUUGACCAAGAGGGGCGAGCUGCCGGACCUGAGCUGGUUCGACUCAUAUCACGCGUAUGACGACCACGUACAGUACUGGAGGGACCUCCACGCUGCGUUUCCCGACAACUCGGAGUGGCUGGACAUUGGUGCCUCGUAUGAGGGCCGCAACAUAUUCGGGCUGCGGCUUUGGGGGGGCGAGGACACGGGGACGAAGCCCGUUGUCCUCUGGCACAGCACCGUUCAUGCCAGGGAGUGGAUUACUACAAUGACUGUCGAGUACUUGACCUACCAACUCAUCGACGGCUACAAGUCUGGAGACCGAAACGUCACAGCCUUCUUCGACGCUUACGACUUUUACAUUGUGCCCUUUCAUAACCCUGAUGGCUUUGUGUACAGCCAGACCACAAACCGCCUCUGGCGCAAGAACCGCCAGCCGCGCUCCAACACGACCUGCAUAGGCACCGACGGCAACCGCAACUGGAACUUCCAGUGGGACUACCCCCUCGAGGACGGCAGCGUCUCCGCCGAUCCGUGCGGCGAGACCUUCCGCGGCCUCGCGCCGGGCGACACGACCGAGAACGUCGUACUCUCGGCCCUCUCGCGGGAGCUAGCCUCCACAGCUGCCAACUCCACCGGUGGCGGCGGCAUCAGACUCUUCAUUGACUGGCACAGCUACUCGCAGCUGAUCCUCCUCCCCUGGGGCUUCUCCUGCGACCCCGACGUGCUGCCCCGGAACCUCCAGGCGCAGCGGGACGUGGGCGCGGGGUACGCCGCGACGAUUGCGGCGACGAGCGGGGAGACCUACGAGGUCGGCCCGUCGUGUGAGAUUUUGUACUAUUCCACGGGCUCUGCGAGAGAUUUUCACCACGGGGCGCUGAAUGCGACGUACUCGUGGAGCGUCGAGUUGCGGCCCAAGAGCGGGGGGAGCGGAGGGUCUGGGUUCAUUCUGGCGCCCGAGUUCAUUUUACCCACGGCCGAGGAGCAUUGGGAGGGGAUCAAGUAUGUGCUGGGUGCUGUUGGCAAGUAA
Molecule: messenger RNA, 1332 nt
Organism: Colletotrichum costaricense
Lineage: Eukaryota; Fungi; Ascomycota; Sordariomycetes; Glomerellales; Glomerellaceae
Product: zinc carboxypeptidase
Exons: 3
Coding region: 1-1332 (443 amino acids)
Biological process (GO): proteolysis
Molecular function (GO): zinc ion binding; metallocarboxypeptidase activity
Source: RefSeq, a predicted model, not a curated record